This is a messenger RNA of Acanthosepion pharaonis, 2343 nucleotides long. The record is from the annotation of a GenBank genome assembly. Lineage: Eukaryota; Metazoa; Mollusca; Cephalopoda; Sepiida; Sepiidae.
AUGUAUAGCACCGGUUCUAUUUUCUCCUCUAUCUUUAUCUUCAUUUCAAAUACUCUUCAAAUAUUUCUUUUUUCUUUCUUUCUUUUCCUUCUUUCUUACACUAUUUCUUUCUUUCUCACACUCUUUCUUUCGUUUUAUCUUUCUUUUUAUUUCCUUCUUUUUAUCACUUUUCCUUCUUUUCUUUCUUUCUCACUCUUUCUUUCGUUUUAUCUUUUCUUUCUUUCCCUUCUUUCUUACACUAUUUCUUUCUUUCUCCACAAUCUUUCUUUCGUUUUAUCUUUCUUUCUUUUUCCUUCUUUCUUACACUAUUUCUUUCUUUUCUCACAAUCUUUCUUUCGUGUUUUAUCUUUCUUUUCUUUUCCUUCUUUUUACACUAUUUCUUUUCUUUCUCACACUCUUUCUUUCGUUUUAUUUUUUUCUUUUUCCUUCUUUCUUACACUAUUUCUUUCUUUCUCACACUUUCUUUCGUUUUAUCUUUCUUUCUUUUCCUUCUUUCUUACACUAUUUCUUUCUUUCUCACACUCUUUCUUUCGUUUUAUCUUUCUUUCUUUUCCUUCUUUCUUACACUAUUUUCUUUUUUCUUUUCACACUUUUCUUUCGUUUUAUCUUUUUUUCUUUUCCUUCUUUCUUACACUAUUUAUUUCUUUCUCACACUCUUUCUUUCGUUUUAUCUUUCUUUCUUUUCCUUCUUUCUUACACUAUUUCUUUCUUUCUCACACUCUUUCUUUCGUUUUAUCUUUCUUUCUUUUCCUUCUUUCUUACACUAUUUCUUUCUUUCUCAAUCUUUCUUUUUUUUUUAUCUUUCUUUCUUUUCCUUCUUUCUUACACUUUUUCUUUCUUUCUCACAAUCUUUCUUUCGUUUUAUCUUUCUUUCUUUCCCUUCUUUCUUACACUAUUUAUUUCUUUCCCACACUCUUUCUUUCGUUUUAUCUUUCUUUCUUUUCCUUCUUUCUUACACUAUUUCUUUCUUUCUCACAAUCUUUCUUUCGUUUUAUCUUUCUUUCUUUUCCUUCUUUCUUACACUAUUUCUUUCUUUCUCACAAACUUUCUUUCGUUUUAUCUUUCUUUCUUUUCCUUCUUUCUUACACUAUUUCUUUCUUUCUCACACUCUUUCUUUCGUUUUAUCUUUCUUUCUUUUCCUUCUUUCUUACACUAUUUCUUUCUUUCUCACACUCUUUCUUUCGUUUUAUCUUUCUUUCUUUCCCUUCUUUCUUACACUAUUUCUUUCUUUCUCACAAUCUUUCUUUCGUUUUAUCUUUCUUUCUUUUCCUUCUUUCUGACACUAUUUAUUUCUUUCUCACACUCUUUCUUUCGUUUUAUCUUUCUUUCUUUUUCCUUCUUUCUUACCCUAUUUCUUUCUUUUUCACACUUUUUCUUUCGUUUUAUCUUUCUUUUUUCCUUCUUUCUUUAUUUCUUUCUUUUCUCACACUCUUUCUUUCGUUUUAUCUUUCUUUCUUUUCCUUCUUUCUUACACUAUUUAUUUCUUUUCUCACAAUCUUUUCUUUCGUUUUAUCUUUCUUUCUUUUCCUUCUUUUUACACUAUUUCUUUCUUUCUCACAAUCUUUUCUUUCGUUUUAUCUUUCUUUCUUUUCCUUCUUUCACACACUAUUUCUUUCUUUCUCACACUCUUUCUUUCGUUUUAUCUUUCUUUCUUUUCCUUCUUUCUUACACUAUUUCUUUCUUUUCUUAUUUCUUUCGUUUUAUCUUUCUUUCUUUUCCUUCUUUUUUACACUAUUUAUUUCUUUUCACCUUUUUCUUUCGUUUUUUCUUUCUUUCUUUUCCUUCUUUCUUACACUAUUUCUUUCUUUCUGUUCUUUCUUUCGUUUUAUCUUUUUUUCUUUCCUUCUUUCUUACACUAUUUCUUUCUUUCUCACACUCUUUCUUUUUCGUUUUAUCUUUCUUUUCUUUUCCUUCUUUCUUACACUAUUUCUUUUCUUUUCUCACACUCUUUCUUUCGUUUUAUCUUUCUUUUCUUCCCUUCUUUUCUUACACUAUUUAUUUUCUUUUUCUCUUUCUUUUCUCUUUCUUUUCUCUUUUUAUAUUUCUUUUCUUUUCCUUCUUUCUUUUUUUUUUUAUUUCGUUCUUUCACAGUCUUUUCUUUUCUUUCUGUUUUCUUUUUUUCCUUUUUCUUUUUUUUUUUUCCAUUCUUUUUUUUUCAUUCUUUUUACUUUUUCAUUAUUUUUCGUUUUUUUUUAUUUCGUUCUUUCACAAUAUUUCUUUUUUUUUUUUCUUUCUUUGUUUUGUUUUCUUUUUCCACUUUCCCUCUUUUCUUUUUUUUUUUCCAUUCUUUUUUACAUUCUUUUACAUUUCUUACAUUAUUUUUCUUUCUUUCUUUCUUUCUAA